AUGCGAGCUUUUCCUGUCAAGAGUCAUGUGGACAAGGAGAAAUUUUUUGAGCAGCAACUUCCAUCAGCCCUCCAGCAACAACAGAUACCGUAUGGCAUGGCUAUGCACUUACUACUUCCUGAGUUGGCGUUAUUGCUCAUGAACAUCAGCGCUUCGGCGUAUCACUGUAACAUCCUCAAGUGCAUCAUGUCCAUUGUAACGCCUUUGUCUACUCCGUCAGGAAGCCUGGUAAACCGCAGCAGUUGCUCAAGAGAGGAGGCGGCGGUGCCGUUACAACUGUUCUCGGAAGUGCUGACCCAUGCUUUUGAUAGCUCGGAUAGGGCCAUCCGAUUCGCCUUGCUUUCCCAGCUACCUGCAGUGCACAGUUUGCUACCUGACGAGUUUUUUGCUCGCACAUGUCGUCAGAGAGCGCUCUAUGGCAUUGAUGUUGUGCGAACGUUUGCUUCUUCUGUGUUCCUUGGCGCUGUAGACCUCUACUGCCUUUGCUCUGCUCGAGCAAAGGAUGCGAGACGCUGCAAGUGUGGCGUGGUGACUUUGCUUACUGCCGCCUCAUCUUGCUUUCUGUCUCCGUCAGCUGCAGUUGUCUCCUCGACCCCAGCAUGCAUCCAUGCCCUAACAGUUGCAGCUAAAGCGAGAGCCGAAGAGCAAACACAUCCAGUACUCCACAGAACAGAAGCAGGAGAUCAGUCAAAUCAACUGGACAAAGGCAAAUGCAAGCCAUCAGAUGGGUGGCUGGCAACAAUGAAGAGCCUGGGACUAACCAUAGGAUUCAGCAAACAACAGCCCGAUUCGGCAGAACUUCUCACGCAUGGAAGCAGGAGGGGCAGCAGCCAUAUUGCAUCUUUGGGAACGAUUGGAGAGACUUCAUCCACUGGAGUUGGCGGGCCUUCUCAUCCUGCACAGCCUCCUCAGCCACCUCCAGCUCCUACUUCCAGUUCGCCCCGUAGCCGGUCAACUGACGACUUUAAAGAUGCACGUGACGACAUGGAGAUUCCAGCGGACGCGUGGGAAACACUCCCAGGCUUUGAAACACAGAAGCAUUCGUCAAGCCCUACUUCUGGGAGCGGCGCUGGUUGGGCCACUGUGCCGCCACGGGAGGGUAUUUUGAACAAUUUUGGGGGCCACCUGGUACAGGAUAGCACUGCAGAGGGCGAAUCUCCGCGGCGUUGUACUGAUGUUCAAGGUUCCGUCGUUAGGAGAGGCUCCAGUGGCAGUGUGCGCAUCCAGACAGCAGGGCCGGCACCGCUAAUGGCUGCCAUUGGAGGAGGAGGCGGGACAAGAUCGAGAGCAAAGAGGGGGCAUUGCGUCCCAGACUCUGCAUCGAACGUGGAGGCCUCCCUCUCAACAGAUGACUUUUUCGCCUCUGUUGAGAGAGAGGCAGCACAGCGGAACCUGUAG
This is a messenger RNA of Eimeria acervulina, 1398 nucleotides long. RefSeq lists its product as hypothetical. The record is from RefSeq and is a predicted model, not a curated record. The transcript is spliced from 7 exons. The coding region runs from base 1 to 1398 and encodes 465 amino acids. Lineage: Eukaryota; Apicomplexa; Conoidasida; Eucoccidiorida; Eimeriidae.